Molecule: messenger RNA, 5662 nt
Organism: Mauremys mutica (yellowpond turtle)
Lineage: Eukaryota; Metazoa; Chordata; Testudines; Geoemydidae
Gene: EXTL3
Product: exostosin like glycosyltransferase 3
Exons: 8
Coding region: 807-3566 (919 amino acids)
Cellular component (GO): membrane
Molecular function (GO): glycosyltransferase activity
Source: RefSeq, a predicted model, not a curated record
AUCGAACGGACGGAGGAGAAGAAGGCGGCACCCAGCAGCUGCGGCUCCCCCCCCUCCCCCCGCCCGAGGACGGCGGCGGGGUGAAGCCCGGGACGGCGCCUCCCUGAGGAGGGCUGAGAAGGUGCAGGAGGGAGCUGACCCUGUUGAUCGUCCAUGGGUGCAUUGUGAGAUCUGAGCAAGAAGGUGGUUGUGAAGGAGUCUGAAAGCGUCCAGAUUAAAUUUUCUCAUUGGUGAUCACAGCGAUCUGACUGGUCGGAAGCUGGAUUCACGUUGCAGAAACCUGAUUUUCAGGUAGCAGUGGUGAUCUUCGCCUGGGAGAAUUUACUCUGGCUCAAAUCCACAGUGAUGAUCCCUGAGGCCAUAGCAUGCAUGGCAGAGUAUCAACAGCGCAGAGGUGAUGAGAGAGACUGAUGCUUAUCCAAGUCUCUUCCAGCUUGUUUUCAACUAUGGCUGUUGAUUCUGCAUAUUCAUUGGAUGGUAAUACAGGAUGUCAAGAGCAGCAGUAAGAGGUCGACUUGAUCCCAUUGUGUUUUUGUCGCCAUGACAACACCACACUACUAGCAACAGCCAGUUAACCAGCGAUCAAGGGAGGAGUUCGAUGAUUGAUUCUAAUUGGACCAAAAGUUGCAUUUGCAACAAGAAGGCUGGAGGCAGCCAUCGUCACGACAAGAAGAUGAAAUUUCCAUUCUAUUGGCCCCUUAUUAAGCAGGCACAAUAACAUUUUCUUUCAGAGACUUGCUAAUAAAAACUGUUUUGGUUAUGGCUACUGAUCCAACGUGAUUGGGCGCGCACCGACUCUCAGACUCAUGACUGGGUAUACCAUGUUGCGGAAUGGGGGAGUGGGGAACGGCGGCCAACCCUGGGUGUUACGAUGGUCCAGUCGGAUCCGGCUCACCUGGCUUAGCUUUACCCUGUUCAUCAUCCUCGUCUUCUUCCCCCUCAUCGCCCACUACUACUUGACCACCAUUGAUGACGCGGAUGAUGCCGGCAAGCGCAUCUUCGGCCCCCGCACCGGAAAUGAACUGUGUGAGGUGAAGCAUGUCCAGGACCUGUGCCGCAUCCGUGAGUCAGUCAGCGAGGAGCUGCUCCAGCUGGAGGCCAAGCGACAGGAGCUCAACAGCGAGAUCGCCAAGUUGAACCUGAAAAUCGAAGCCUGCAAGAAGAGCAUAGAAAACGCCAAGCAGGAUCUCCUGCAGCUGAAGAAUGUCAUCAGCCAGACUGAGCAUUCCUACAAAGAACUGAUGGCUCAGAACCAGCCAAAGCUCUCCUUGCCAAUCCGGCUGCUGCCAGACAAAGAUGAAGCUAACUUCCCUUUGCCAAAAUCCAACAGGAACUGCAGGCUGCACAACUGCUUUGACUACUCACGCUGCCCGCUGACAUCUGGCUUCCCAGUGUAUGUCUACAACAGUGAUCAGUACCCUUUUGGUAGCUCCUUAGACCCUUUAAUUAAGCAAGCCUUUGAGGCAACUGUCAGAACUAAUGUUUAUGUUACUGAAAAUGCAAACAUUGCUUGUGUGUAUAUAAUUUUAGUGGGGGAAAUGCAAGAGCCCAUAAUGCCAAAACCUACUGAACUAGAGCAACAGUUGCACUCUUUGCCAUAUUGGAGGACUGAUGGACACAACCAUCUCAUCAUUAAUUUAUCGAGGAAAUCGGAAACUCAGAACUUUAUCUAUAACAUCAGCACAGGGCGUGCCAUGAUUGCCCAAUCCACCUUUUAUGAUGUACAGUAUCGGCCAGGUUUUGAUAUUGUGGUAUCGCCUCUAGUCCAUGCAAUGUCCGAACCCAACUUCCUAGAGAUCCCACCCCAGGUGCCAGUAAAGCGAAAGUACCUAUUCAGUUUCCAGGGAGAGAAAAUAGAGUCUCUUCGAUCCAGCUUGCAAGAGGUUCGUUCAUUUGAAGAGGAAAUCGAAGGCAAUGCCCCAGCCGACUAUGAUGAUCGGAUCAUUACCACCUUGAAGGCUGUCCAAGACAGUAAGUUGGACUUUGUCUUGGUGGAAUUCACUUGUAAGAACCAGCCUAAGGCAAGUCUGCCCACUGAGUGGGCUCUUUGUGGAGAAAGAGAUGACAGAUUAGAGCUACUGAAGCUAUCUACUUUUGCACUGAUAAUCACACCAGGGGACACCCAUCUAUUGAUCUCUGCUGGGUGUACCAUGAGACUCUUUGAGGCUCUGGAAGUCGGAGCCAUCCCAGUGAUUCUUGGAGAACAAGUUCAGCUGCCCUAUCAUGAUGUGAUCCGGUGGAAUGAGGCAGCCUUAAUCAUACCAAAGCCACGUAUCACAGAAGUGCACUUUCUUCUGAGAAGCAUUUCUGACAAUGAUCUCCUUACCAUGAGGAGGCAGGGCCGCUUCUUGUGGGAGACCUACUUCUCCACCUCUGACAACGUAUUCAGUACAGUCUUAGCCAUCAUAAGGACUCGAAUUCAAAUCCCGGCUGCUCCUAUUCGAGAAGAAACUGCAGUGGAGAUUCCUCACCGCUCUGGCAAAGCUGCUGGUACUGACCCCAACAUGGCAGAUAACGGUGACUUAGACCUGGGGCCUGUGGAAACAGAACCACCCUAUGCAUCUCCCAAAUACCUUCGCAAUUUUACUCUCACAGCAAUGGAUAUCUACAGGAAUUGGAAUUCAGCUCCAGGACCUUUCCACCUCUUUCCACAUACACCCUUUGAUCCAGUUUUACCUUCAGAAGCUAAGUUCCUUGGGUCUGGGACUGGAUUUCGACCAAUUGGAGGAGGAGCAGGUGGCUCUGGGAAAGAGUUCCAAGCUGCCUUGGGUGGCAAUGUCCCAAGGGAGCAGUUCACAGUAGUCAUGUUAACCUACGAGCGGGAGGAAGUGUUAAUGAACUCCCUAGAGAGACUCAAUGGACUCCCUUACUUAAAUAAAGUUGUAGUAGUGUGGAACUCCCCCAAACUUCCGUCCGAAGACCUCUUGUGGCCAGACAUUGGUGUCCCAAUCAUGGUUGUCCGCACAGAAAAGAACAGUCUGAACAACAGGUUCCUGCCAUGGGAUGAGAUCGAGACAGAGGCCAUUCUGUCUAUCGACGACGACGCCCACCUUCGCCAUGACGAGAUCAUGUUUGGGUUCCGAGUCUGGAGAGAGGCAAGGGACCGCAUUGUUGGAUUCCCUGGGCGAUACCAUGCGUGGGACAUCCCCCAUCAAUCCUGGCUCUAUAACUCGAACUACUCUUGUGAACUGUCCAUGGUGCUGACUGGUGCUGCCUUCUUUCAUAAGUACUACGCCUACCUAUAUUCUUACGUGAUGCCACAAGCCAUCCGUGACAUGGUAGACGAAUACAUCAACUGUGAGGAUAUUGCCAUGAACUUUCUAGUCUCUCACAUCACAAGGAAACCACCCAUCAAGGUGACCUCGCGCUGGACCUUCCGCUGCCCUGGCUGCCCUCAGGCCCUUUCGCAUGACGACUCGCACUUCCACGAGCGGCACAAGUGCAUCAACUUCUUUGUCAAGGUGUACGGGUACAUGCCCCUCCUGUACACCCAGUUUCGUGUGGAUUCUGUCCUCUUCAAGACCCGCCUGCCCCAUGACAAGACUAAAUGCUUCAAAUUCAUUUAGGAGGGGGUUACUGAGGGGUCCCUUCAGCACUCUGGACCUGGGCGAGAGGCUGGGGGAUCUUUGCCGGGUUCCGAGCGAGAAAAGCCUCCAGUCUGGACAGUGAUGCAAAGCAAAAGGAAAAUCUUGGAUUCUAAUCAAUGAUUUUUACCCACCCACCCCAGGGUAACUGCACCAAGUGAAAUGGAACUGGACUAUAUGACCUGUGUGAAGACACUUACUAGGAUCAUACACUGAGGAAAUGGAGACUUUGGUUAGUAGCUCAGCUAGUCCGUUAGCCAAGGGCCACCAUUUUUUAAAUUCUUGUUAUUUAAAAUGAAAGUGUUUUAGAUUUGCCGCGUGAGGCUUUUUUUUUUUAAGCCUGCCAGUCUGUCCUGUGGGGGGAGAACUAUGUAGGAGAGAACAUGCUGUGGAGGGGCCUGGCUCAGGAGAGGCAAUUCCCAGUCCCCAAGCCACUCCUGGGUGUGUCGAUUGUCCUCUGUGCUAACUCAUUUCGGGGCAGGGGUACAGUCACUUUCCCCUCCCAAGUUAUAACGAUCCGGCCCAAGCAGCUGGCCGUGCCCCUCAGGUGUGAUGCUUCUGGUCUAUCUUCCUCUCUGGCUACUGAGGCCUUUCAGGUGUCACACUGAUGAGCUCCCCUCCCCCGGCAGACCCCCACCACCCUCCCCACCCACCGCCUUCACGUCACAGCCCAGAGAGGGAAGAGCGGGGAGGGGGGGUCCAGAGGUUCCCUCCCCAGCUGCCUUUCCCUCUUCCUAGCACCAGAUUGACAAGGGGGCAUCAUUCACCUGCCCUCCAGAUGGCUUCAGCUGCCACACUCUGUCCAGGGAUUCGGUUACCGCUGCACACACUCAGCCUACACUUGACGUUCCAAGCCCAGUUCCUCUCCGCCCUGGUCUCACUCAUUUCCCUUCCUGCUCCUCGCUACUCGAACACUAUUAACCUUCACCCACUCCGACAGCCUGGGAUCCUAUCUGGGGAUCUUAAACAUUGCUCCUGUGGUGACAGCCGUCUGCAAUAACCAGGGUGGGUGUGUUCUGGGGCCCUGUGGUUUUCUGUAACCUGCUUAGUCGUAAAGGGAGCUUGGUUUCAAUUCUCUCUAUGUUGGCCUUUUAGCAAGGACAUCAGGAAUGUUCCCCAUCCUGUAGGGGCCUCGUUUGCUGGCGCUGGAGAUCUGUGCCAAGAAUGGCACGAGAUUCGCUCCAAAGGGUCCGUGGCGUCAUCGUAAACUGAGUAAAAAAGGCAGGUGCUGCUCAUUCAAAACACUGAGGGGGAUGGUCACGCACCCAAGCCAGGCAGGAGCAGCUUCUUCCCCAGGGUGGUUAAAGGGAGAGCUGGCCACUGCUUUGCUAGGAGGCGCAUGGGGAGGCAGGCGGUGUUUGUUAGAGGGGACGUCCACACUGGAAUAAAAGACUUGCAGCGUGGCCAUGGCUGGCCCAGGUCAACUGACUGGGGCUUGCGGGGCUCAGGCCGCAGGGCUGAACGUUGCUGUGUAGAGGUUUGGGCUCAGGUGGGAGUCCAGGUUCUGGGAUCCUCCCCUCUCGUGGGCUCCCAGAACUCGGGCUCCAGCCCAAGCCCAAACGUCUGCAGAGCAAUUUUAGAGCCCCGCAGCCAGAGCUGGCUGGCCCAGGCUGGCUGUGGGUGUUUAAUUGCUGUGUAGAUGCAGUCAGAGAGGCUGGAUUCGGUGGGAGGCACCGGUGGUGGUGAGCAGGCUUCCCAUUGCCCUGCCCCUCAGAACUGCGGGCUCAGAUUCAGUAGGACUUGCAGUGCUGCUCCUUUUGGGAUUGUGUCAAAUGCAGCUCUGGUCUUCAUGGGACAGCAGGGAGAGAAUAAGCCCUCUGAGCGUUACACAAACUGCCAGGAGGACCUAAAGCGAAGUACCAGCAGGACUGGCUGCUUUACAAGACCACACCUGCCAUGAUGUGCUCACUUGCCUACACCCCCCACGGCAGUCAGAUAAGACUGGCGUGGGCUUCGGUGUUCCUGCUUUAAAAUCUCCCCUCCUACACGCAUGCACACCCGCCACUGCCACAGCAGGGCUGUCUCACACACACACACACACACACACACACACACACACACACACAGUGCCGCAGCAG